UCAACCUUUUAACUUCCCCUUAGCAACUGAGUGGCGCUUCCUGGUUCCCCUAGCAACUGAGCGACGCUUCUACUGCGCUAACCAACCCGAUAGCCUGCGCUUGAAAAGAUCCAGUUGAUCCCAGAUUGUUGUUUCCUGGGACAAUCCUGGAUCUGUUUCUCCGUGAGGGGCUACUCCGCUGAUGGUGGCACAUUCCCCACUUCCUACCUGUAGUCUUCACCAGCAAAACUAUCAACAGGGAAGAUGAACUGGCUCUACAACUCAUUGGAGCCGAGAGUGAUGGACGAUGACAUGCUGAAGCUGGCUGUCGGGGAGCAGGGCCCACAGGAAGAGGCCGGGCUGCUGGCCAGGCAGGAGGGCAUCCUCUUCAAGGACGUCCUCUCCCUACAGCUGGACUUCCAGAACAUCCUCCGAAUUGACAACCUCUGGCAGUUUGAGAACUUGAGGAAACUGCAGCUGGACAAUAAUGUCAUUGAGAGGAUCGAGGGCCUGGAGAAGCUCAUACACCUGGUCUGGCUGGACCUGUCCUUCAACAAUAUUGAGGCCAUCGAGGGGCUGGACACCCUAGUGAACCUGGAGGACUUGAGCUUAUUCAACAACCGCAUCUCCAAGAUUGACUCUCUGGAUGCCCUGGUCAAGCUGCAGGUGCUGUCGCUGGGCAACAACCACAUCGGCAACAUGAUGAACAUCAUCUACCUGCGGCAGUUCAAGGACUUACGAGCGCUAAGCCUCUCUGGGAACCCUGUCGCCGAGUCAGAAGAUUAUAACAUGUUCAUCUUGGCCUACCUUCCUGACCUCGUGUACCUGGACUCCCGGCACAUCGACGACCACAUGAAAGGGCUGGCGGAGCUUAAACACCAGUUCAGCAUUGAUGAGCUGAAGCACCGGGAGAGCCUGAUUCAGGCUAGGCUGGAGGAUGAGCAGGCCUGGCGGGAGAAACUGGAGGAGCACAAGGCUGCGUUUGUGGAGCACCUGAAUGGCCCCUUCCUGUUUGACAGCAUGUACGCAGAGGACGUGGAGGGUAACAGGCUGGCCUGCCUGCAUGGUGCGGGAGAGCUCCUCGAAGCCUACAAGGACAAAUUUGUCAUCAUCUGCCUGAACAUUUUCGAGUAUGGACUAAAACAGCAGGAAAAGCGGAAAGUGGAGCUUGACACCUUUAAUGAGUGUGUGCAGGAGGCCAUCCAGGAGAACCAGGAAUGGGGCAAACACAGGAUCGCAGAGUUUGAGGAGAAGCACCUGCUGAGCUUAAGUGCCAUCCGAGAUGAGUCUGAACUGAGCAACCUCGAGAAGAAGAUAGCGGAGUGCAGCAAGGACAUCAGUGAGCUGUUCAACACACUCAUGACCCUAGAGAUGCAGCUGGUGGAGCAGCUGGAGGAGACCAUAAACAUGUUUGAAAGGAACAUCAUCGACUUGGUGGGGCUCUUUAUUGAAAAUGUCCAAAGCCUAAUGGCACAGUGUCGGGACCUGGAGAACCACCACCAUGAGAAGCUCCUGGAGAUUGCCAUCAGUGCUCUUGAGAAGAUGGUCAAGGGCGAGCUGGAUGAGGACCUGCCUGAUGAAGUCCGGGCGCUUUUUGUGGACAAAGACACAGUUGUCAAUGCUGUUGGGUCAUCACAUGACAUCCACCUCCUGAAGAUCGACAAUCGAGAAGAUGAGCUGGUGACCAGGGUCAACUCCUGGUGUACACAUUUAGUGGACAAGAUUCAUAAGGAUGAGAUCAUGCGGAACCGCAGGCGAGUGAAGGAAAUCAACCAGUACGUCGACCACAUACAGAACGAGCUAGACAACCUUGAAUACAGUGACAUCAUAGAUUAGGGGUGUGUCAGUGCAGAAGGCUCCUGUUGAAAACAGCACUUAACCCUGACCAGGGGAGUACCCACUUCAUCGACUGCCUCAGUAGGGAGUUACUGAGGAUUUCUCAACCCACACCCUCAUAAAGUUGUUUCUCCACCACCCCUGGGAAAAUUUUCAAAGGUACAGAAAAAUAAAGGAGUUAUGUUA
Molecule: messenger RNA, 2001 nt
Organism: Artibeus jamaicensis (Jamaican fruit-eating bat)
Lineage: Eukaryota; Metazoa; Chordata; Mammalia; Chiroptera; Phyllostomidae
Gene: DRC3
Product: dynein regulatory complex subunit 3
Exons: 14
Coding region: 244-1815 (523 amino acids)
Molecular function (GO): protein binding
Source: RefSeq, a predicted model, not a curated record